Molecule: messenger RNA, 1443 nt
Organism: Penicillium waksmanii
Lineage: Eukaryota; Fungi; Ascomycota; Eurotiomycetes; Eurotiales; Aspergillaceae
Exons: 3
Coding region: 1-1443 (480 amino acids)
Biological process (GO): mitochondrial calcium ion homeostasis; calcium import into the mitochondrion
Cellular component (GO): mitochondrial inner membrane; uniplex complex
Molecular function (GO): calcium channel activity; uniporter activity
Source: RefSeq, a predicted model, not a curated record
AUGGCGGCACGACCUCUGCCCGGUACAACUGGGUUAAUUAACCUUCACUAUGGUCACCAGAGAACUUCGCUCAGUCAAUUACAUACUCUCUCUCGGAGGAGAGCUACCAGUGAUACACUUUCGACGCAACUCCGAUCGGAUCAAGCUGGAUUGAGUGUUUCUCUACUUGCUGGGUGUCAACAAGCUCGGUACUUUAAAAAGGCAAACUAUGUGGAAAAGAUCGGUGACAAUGAAAGAACGGAGGAGCUCUUGGAAACCUUGGAGGAGAAGCAUAAUGAAAGAAAGGCCGGUUCAUCGCGGCACGUUCUAGACAAGGAUGGGAAGAGGCCUUCGACAGAAGGCCAGAACAAGAAAUGGUCAGAGGAUAUGACGAAAGGGAAACUGUUGACAACACCAUCCCGGCUAUUCAAGCUUAUCAUCCCUUUGACAACGGUCGACAGCCGCGAUGGCGAUAAAGGUAUUGCUGGCAUCCACAAACGGCGCCUUGUCCCUCCCAUCGAGGGAAAGCUCGAAAAACUCCGCCCACCAGCCAUAUCCUUUAUUGCUCUCCAGCACGAAGACAACGCGAUCAAACCAAGAAAGAAGAUCGACGAGCUUGAAACCGACAAGACUCAGCGUGUAGCAGUGGAAAAGCAAUACAGCAAUGACACGCCCGUCCAACGUCGACGCUCCCGAGAGGAAGAUGCCGAGAUAUACAGCUACCCGCGCAAGACAGAUAGCAGCUUGGACCCGCUAGACGGCGCGCCAGAACGGUUUGUCCGGUGGUCGCAAGCGACGGAAAUUGGGGAUUUUGUUCGUGACGCUGCGCGGGCGGGCGAGUUCAUCGUUACCAUCGAGGGGGCACCAGUGGGCCUGGGUCAGAUCCGAGUAACGGUGCCAUCUUUCAAUGAGCGCACGUACUUUCUCCGACUGCGAAUGCGUAAGCUCUCACGACGGAUCCAAAGCAUUGCUGAAAUCAAGACCAAAUGUGACGAGCUUGCGCAUCGCGGGGCCCAAAGAGUUGCCAUUGGUGGUUUUGGAAUCCUCUCGGUCUGGUGGUAUAGUGUCUACAAAUUGACUUUCGAGACGGAUCUAGGAUGGGACACCAUGGAGCCAGUGACAUACUUGGUCAGUUUGUCAACAUUGAUGGGAGGUUACUUGUGGUUUUUAUAUCACAACCGUGAGAUAUCGUACAAAUCCGCGCUGGACUUUACAGUCAGUACGCGCCAGCGAAAGCUAUAUCAGCAGCAUAGCGUCGAUCUUCAGCUUUGGGAGUCCUUGAUUGAUGAGGGCAAGGCGCUCAGGAGAGAGAUCAAGAGCAUUGCUGCCGAGUAUGAUGCGGAGUGGAAUGAGCGAUCUGACGAACAAGAUGAGCGGGUCACAGAGGUGCUGCGGUCGAAUCGCGGCGAGAAGGAUGGGAAAAAUAGGAACAAAGAUGAUAAAGAUAGCGAGGACGAUGAUUGA